Molecule: messenger RNA, 730 nt
Organism: Cercospora beticola
Lineage: Eukaryota; Fungi; Ascomycota; Dothideomycetes; Mycosphaerellales; Mycosphaerellaceae
Source: RefSeq, a predicted model, not a curated record
AUGGCUCCAAGUCCACCUCAGAUCAAUUCUCAUCAACAACAGCCUCUCACUGCCAGCUACACACCACAACCAACUUCACCACUCACUCUAAUCACAUCCACAAUCCGACAAACGUCACCCAACAACAACACCGCCAAAAUGCAGUUCACUACUACCGCUAUCAUUGCUGCCUUCGCUGCCAUCGCCGCUGCUGCUCCAGGCGGUGGCUACCCGGGUGGCUACCCAGGUGGUUGCCAGACUGGCAACUGCGGUGGAGGCUACGGAGGCUACCAAGGCGGCUACAGCGGCCAGCUCUGCUGCUACAAGAGCCAGCCUGGCGCUUGCUGGGCUCCUGGUACUCCUGGUUACCCAAGCAUCGGUCACCCUGACGUCGAUGUUUACGAUAACUGCGGCAACAACAAGCAGGGCGGUCUGCUCGCAGCUGGCAACUUGUUGUCUUGCGACGUCUUGAACGGCAACCAGAUUGCACCAAUCAACCUCCAGCUCCUCAACUUCGGCGAGACCACCGGCGGCAACUUCAACGGCGGAAACGACAACUAAAUGUUUCCUUCCGCAUAUACAUGCCAACCACCCACAAGGAACUGACAGCAGCGAACGAGCGGAUGUUAUAAUGGGCCACAGUCGAAGAAUCUUUCGUUUGUCGGGAAUGAGGAUGUGAUAGAGGCAGAGGAGGGUAAAACAUUCGUUCGUACCAGUCGGUGUAUUACACUAUAGUAACCUUAAAGCACAC